Diospyros lotus (date-plum) is the source of this 2415-nucleotide messenger RNA. RefSeq lists its product as uncharacterized. The record is from RefSeq and is a predicted model, not a curated record. NCBI's taxonomy places the organism in Eukaryota, Viridiplantae, Streptophyta, Magnoliopsida, Ericales, Ebenaceae. The coding region runs from base 1 to 2415 and encodes 804 amino acids. The transcript is spliced from 4 exons.
AUGUUCUUAACGGUGCUAGUGCCAGGACCAGAGAAUCCUAAGGCAAAACUUGAUGUUUUCUUACAACCCCUUAUUGUAGAGUUGAAACAUUUGUGGGAUGUUGGUGUGCAUGCAUAUGAUAUCUCAUUGAAACAAAAUUUCCAACUGAGAGCGGCUUUGAUGUGGACCAUUAGUGAUUUUCCUGCAUAUUCAAUGCUCUCGGGGUAUAGCACGGCAGGAAAGUUGGCAUGUCCUUAUUGCACGAUUCACUCGGACGCAUUUUACCUAUCAAAGAGUCGAAAGAUUUCAUGGUUUGAUAACCAUCGAAAAUUCUUGCAUCAAGAUCAUCCGUAUCGACGGAAUAGGUAUGGAUUUCGCAAAAAUACUUUGGUAAAAAAAACACCACCUCCUGUACUGUCUGGACCUGAGAUACUUGCUUCCUUGGAUGAGUUGGGUUUAGUGAAUGCAACACAACCCAAUGCUGCACAGACUAAUGCAGAUAACAGUCAUGGUAGUGGUUGGAAGAGUAAGAGCAUUUUUUGGGAUUUACCUUAUUGGAAAACUCAACUUAUUCGACACAACUUGGAUGUUAUGCAUAUAGAGAAAAACGUGUUCGAAAAUGUGUUCAAUACAGUGAUGAAUGUACCAGGCAAAACUAAGGACACAGUAAAGUCGAGAGAAGAGUUGAAUCAAUAUUGUCGCCGCAUUACUCAAUCAACUUUUACUCUGAACAAGAAAGAAAAAGCUGUCCUGUGUGUGUGGGUAAAAAAUCUAAAAUUUCCUGAUGGGUAUGUGUCGAACAUGGCUAGAUGUGUUGACACAAAGAAGCUUAAGUUGUUUGGGAUGAAAAGUCACGAUUGUCAUUUGUUCAUGCAAAGGUUGGUGCCCGUUGCAUUUCGAGAAUUACUACCGCAAAAAGUAUGGGAGGCAUUGACUGAGUUGAGUCUUUUCUUCAAAGAUUUGACAUCGACCACUAUUAAAAGUGAGCAUAUGAUGAAAUUAGAGAACGACAUCCCUAUCACUUUGUGUAAGUUGGAGCUCAUAUUCCCUCCAAGUUUCUUUGACUCUAUGGAGCAUCUUCCAGUCCAUUUGGCUUAUGAAGCAAGGAUAGUAGGUCCAGUUCAAUAUCGAUGGAUGUAUCCGUUUGAAAGAUAUCUUGGAAAGUUGAAGAAAACAGUUAGAAAUAAAGCUCGAGUGGAAGGCUUUAUUUCUAAUUCAUACGUUGUGGAAGAAGCGUCAUUGUUGUGUUCUCAUUACUUUGAGGACCAUGUUGUUACAAGGCAUACACGAGUGCCGCGCAACGAUGCUGGUGUUGUAAAUGAAAGGGAUGACCAGGAGGGGAAGUUAUCAAUUUUCAAGCAUCCUUGUCGACCAUUUGGAUGUAAAAAGUCACGAAUGUUAUUCGGUGAAGAAUAUGAUGUUGCACACAGAUAUAUUUUGAUGAAUUGUCCAGAAGUUGAGCCGUAUCUGCAAAUUUACGAUGCUGAGCUAAGGCAACGUAAUCUCGGCAUUGGUGACCACAUCAUUGAACAAUUAACAAAUAAGGAAUUCCCUUCUUGGUUCAAUAAUUAUGCUCGCGAUCCUACGAACAAUGUGACCAAUUCAUACAUAAGGGAUCUCGCAAAAGGACCUUUUAACACUGUUACAACGUACCCUGGCUGCUUUGUUAAUGGAUUUAAAUUUCACACGAUUAGCCAUGGUUCGAAUAAAGGCACUAUGAAUAGUGGCAUGUGCGUUAAAGGAUCCAACUACGAUGAUCCCGAGAAGGACUAUUAUGGUCGGAUAACAGAGAUUGUCGAGCUCGAGUAUCCUUCAGUAUCGUCAUUCAAGAAAGUUGUAUUGUUCAAGGGCGAUUGGUUUAUUCCAACUUUGAACGAGGGGGUGAAGAUUCAUCAUGCACAUAAGAUUGUCGAGGUCAAUGAAAAGAAGAAAUGGAAUACAAACGAGCAAUUUGUAUUAGCUUCUCAAGCGAUUCAAGUAUAUUUUUGCGAAUAUCCAAGCUUGAGGCGUAACAAAAGCGAUUGGUUGGUUGUAACAAAAGUCAAACCAAGGUUCAUAGUAGAGGUUCCACAAUCUUUUAAUAAUCAAGAGGCGACCCUUCCACGUGAAGCGUUGCCUUACCAAGAGGAUGACGUGGAACUACACGAUAUAGCAGUUGAUGAUGUCCAAAUCCUUGAGACAGUGAAUGAUGGUGACCACGCUGAUUUAAAUGAUGAGCCAGUUAUGAAAUCAGAAUUUGAUGAAGCUCCAGAGUUGAAUGAUGAGCAAGUUUUGAGAUCUGAUUCUGAAGAUAAAUCUGAAUCGUAUGAUGAGCAAGUCUUGCGAUCAGACUCUGAAUAUGACUCUGAAUCAGAAGAUGAACAAGUUCUUGAAUUAGAUUCUGAUGAUGACUUAGAAUCUAAUGACACGGAUGUAGACUUAUAUGAUAGUGAUUAG